Messenger RNA from Trichoderma breve, 735 nucleotides. Its product is annotated as alpha/beta hydrolase fold domain-containing protein. NCBI's taxonomy places the organism in Eukaryota, Fungi, Ascomycota, Sordariomycetes, Hypocreales, Hypocreaceae. The coding region runs from base 1 to 735 and encodes 244 amino acids. The record is from RefSeq and is a predicted model, not a curated record. Gene Ontology annotation, molecular function: hydrolase activity. The transcript has a single exon.
AUGAGGACCCACGCUGAAACAUUAAGCGUUUUAUAUGGCGCUGUUGUUGUUUGUAUAUCCUAUCGGUUGGCUCCCGAGUUCAAGUUUCCAACUGCACCGAAUGAUGUUUGGGAUAACUUGAAGUGGUUAUCCAUCCAAGAGAACGCGCAAUCUCUCGGUGCAGAUUUGUCUACCGGUUUUAUUGUUGGCGGUACUUCCGCUGGAGCGAGCCUGGCGGCCGUCGCAGCCCAAAAAUGGGUCACUCAAGCAGUAUCCCCUCGUAUGACUGGACUCUGGCUAAACAUGCCCGUCUUGCUUGAAGAGCAAUACGUUCCUGAUCAAUACAAGGAACUGUGGUUCUCUAGGGAACAGAAUGCGGACGCGAUUAUUCUCAAUAAAGCGUCGCUAAAAUUCACUCGGUCGUUAUAUGAACCAGAUAUCAACUCGCCCGAAUACUCACCUUUCAACGCCGAAAGUCCGCAUCAAGGUCUCCCACCUGUGUAUCUACAGGUGAAUGGAAAUGAUCCGGCAAGGGAUGAUGGACUUAUCUAUGAGAAAGUGCUGCGCGAUCAUGGAGUUCAAACGCGAAUUGACGUGUAUCCUGGCAUUCCUCAUGGAUACGAUGAUGUUUUUCCACAGCUGGACUCAUCCCGCAAACAAAGAAGGGAUAUUUUGAAAGGGUUCGGUUGGUUGCUGGGGAAAGAGGUUUCGGAGGAAGACUGCGCUGAAGCUGAUCACAAAGUCAGAUCGACGUAG